This is a messenger RNA of Drosophila ananassae, 710 nucleotides long. RefSeq lists its product as uncharacterized. NCBI's taxonomy places the organism in Eukaryota, Metazoa, Arthropoda, Insecta, Diptera, Drosophilidae. The coding region runs from base 106 to 603 and encodes 165 amino acids. The transcript is spliced from 4 exons. The record is from RefSeq and is a predicted model, not a curated record.
CUCCUCCUAAUUUUAGAUCGAUUCAGUUUUAAUUUUCUUCAGUGUAGUCAAAUUUGUUUUUAGUGUCAACGAGUUGAACAAAAUUUCCGGUAACUGGUAGGGAAUAUGUCCUGUCCCUAUCGUGUGAUCAACUUCGUGCUCCAGUUGCUGACGGCGAUCCUGGAGGUUGUGGCCACUGUGUUUGUCGUUCUUCUGCUGUGGUCGCCAUGUGUCCUGGGACUGGAGUUCUCCGUUUCGCCGACUAUGUGCCUCUUCAUUCGACCGGUGAUGGCCCUUCACAGUGUGGUGUUUGUCCUUUUUCGAUUAUGCUGCUGCACCGUGGGCCUGGAUCCAAUUGCGGUCGUUUUCAAUUUUAUCGCGGGCGUGGCCGUAACAUGCAGCUCUCUUUUCUUGCUCAUAGACGUGAUUAUGUAUCAUUGCGGGAACGAGUACCUGUACAUGUUUUAUAUUGUCGGUAUCUUCGGCCUUCUAGCAGGAAUAAUGCAUUUGGUGAACGCUUUCAUCUGCAACCGAUACAUGCCCGCAAGUGAAAGGUUGUACCUGAAACCCUCGAAGAGGCAGAGGAAGAAGGCCCUCAAAGUCAGACUCAGGGAAAAUAAGUAAUGUUACAGUGGACUCGGAUGAAAGUGUAAUGGAUAUUUUAAAAAUUUUAUAUUUUUUGUAAGGGCUAAAUGAGUGAAAUGUAUCUUUAAUAAAUAUUAAUAAAAUUA